UGGUGCUCUUUCACCAGUUUACAGUCGUGUGAUCGUUGCAACAUGGAGGACCUGUCAAUAACAAACACGCUUUCGUAAAGAUUUCGGAGUGUAAAAGUCUUUUAAGAAUGAGUGUGCCGUCUUCAGACGAAAUUAAACCAGAGGAUAUUCAUAAUCUAUUAGAACACUGUGUGAAAACCGCGCAUAAAGUGAAAGAUGGCGACAUUGAGGGUGAGUUCAUCAUGGAAAGAUGCCUUGUUUUAUUUUCAAAGGACUAUCGAUAUUCGGUAAUUAAAAAUUUUAGUGGUGAGCUGUGUGGUCAUUAUCCUAGUAAAGUUGUUUUUCUGGAGUACCAACUGUCAGAAGAUGAAAGAAACAAUAAGAAAAGAUACGACGAUGUUCAGAGUAUGUAUGAUAUUCCCAGAAUGCGAGAACUCAUCAAACAAGCUCGUUACGCGAGAUGUCGAUCUCGUUUUGCUGUGCCUGUCAUACUGUACGAGGGAAAGCAUAUUUGUCGUUCAGCCACACUGGCAAGUGGUGCAGAAAUGUUUGGACGCACUGGCCUAGAUUUCCUCUUUUCAGCUCCAGAUAGACCCCAAGAAGAGGCAGUAGACCGUGGAGGAGGCACAGGAGUGGAUACAUUUGACCGAUUUCGAGGUCAUGACAUUAAUUUACUAAAAACCAUGUCUAUCAAGUAUAUCUGUGAUCUCAUGGUGGAAAAGAAGAAAGUCAAGUUUGGAAUGAACAUCACCUCCUCAGAAAAGGUGGACAAGGAAAAUCGAUAUGCAGAUUUCUGUAUUUUGUCUAUACCUUAUCCAGGUUGUGAAUUUUUUAAAGAGUGGAAAGAUAAUUCAUAUUUUGGGGAAACAAUGAAAUUUGAUUGGAGCCAGGAUUAUGUUGAUGCUAACUUAGACGUUCCAGAUGAUUCAUUACUCAAUAAGAUUGGACUUGAUUGGAGAAAAUACAGGACCUGGGAUCUUAUUCAGCUGACACAGAAUUACAUGAAGCUGUUUAUCCACAUCUUGAGAGAGGGGGACACUGGAAUCCUUGUCCAUUGUAUCUCUGGGUGGGACCGCACUCCCAUGUUUAUCUCCCUACUACGCUUGUCUCUGUGGGCAGAUGGCGCUGCCCAUGCUACACUAUCUCCAGCAGAGAUUUUAUACCUCACUCUGGCUUAUGACUGGUAUCUUUUUGGACACAAUCUUCCUGACCGAGUGAACAAAGGUGAAGAGAUUCUAUUCUUCUGUUUCAAUUUCCUGACUUACAUUACAUCAGAAGAAUUUUCAGUCAAAUCAUCCAGUAAUCUCAGGAAAGUAAGCAGAACAGAUUCAGAGUGCAAUAUGGAUGGAGUAUUGUUAGAUACAGACCAUCGCCGCUUUAGUAUACGAGGCAGUAACACAAGUAUUAGUAGUCUAGGUAGCUGUAGUUUGGAGAAUGCUCCAGUUUUCUUCUCAACAAAUCCAGAGGAUGAUUCUCACUUAUCAAAUGGGAACCCCAGUGUCAGUAUCUCGGCUCGCUACUCUCCAGCUGCCAAUAGACUGACCAUGGAGACCUCCACCCUCCACAACAGUGUCCACUCCAAUUCCUCCUCCUCCUCUAGUCCAAUGGCAGUUCCCAACAGUCUCCGCAAAGUGGACACCACCAGAUCCACCUCUCCAGGAUGUGGAAGCUGGCAGGUGGUGUCUAGUUGUGGCAGCCUUAGGGGUUUGGUGUCUUCCCAUGAUUCACCACAUUCAGUAGGAUCCAGUGGCAGUUCAGGAAGGCUCAGCUCUUGCCAAGAAGCCAUAGAAUAUGUGGAAACUACAAGACAUAAAAAACUUGAUGCAGUGCGAAGGAUCUUCCAUAAUGCUUAUGUGAAUAAAAUAGCUGCAAAAUCUGGAGGAGCAGGAGGUAUUGUUAAUUUUCUGGACCAGUUUGCUGAGAAAGUGGGAAUAAGAACUGGCAGGACUACUGUUGUGUAGUACAGUGCUGUGUUGUCAGGACAAUUGUUGUGUAGCACAGUGCUGUGUUGGCAGGAUGUGUAACACAGUGAUGUGUUGGCAGGACUACUGUUGUGGAGCACAGUGCUGUGAAGCAUUGUUGUUAAGCACUGUGCUGUGUAGGCAGAACUACUGUAGUGAAGCACAGUGCUGUGUUGGCAGGACUACUGUUGUUAAGCACAGUGCUGUGUUGACAGGAUUAGUUUAUGUAGCACAAUACUCUCUAAAGCAGGACAACUUUAUUUUUUGUAGCCUAGUGCUCUGUUUGCAGGACUACUGUUGUUUAGCACUGUGCUGUGUUGACAGGACUACUGUUGUUUAGCACUGUGCUGUGUUGACAGGACUACUUCAUUGUAGCAAAAUGCCCUGUUGACAGGACUUCUUUAUUCAAACACAAUGCUCUAUUGAUAGGACUACUUUAUUGUAGCACAGACUUUGCUGUGUUCUGCAGGGCCUUUUAGACUUAAAGUCAAGGAUUAGAGUAGCAGACUGUAAGCCAGUUUUAAAUAUUUUUUUGAACCAGUGAGAGACUGAGAAUGGAUGUAACAUGUGAUAAUUUUAUGUGAUAUCAUUUUAUGUCUUUAAAAUUUCAUGACUUUAACAUUGCGUUUUAUGACUGGAUGUUAUAUAGAUUUUAUUUUCUUGAAUGUAUGUUUAAAUGAAAAUGUGGCAUAUGUUUUGAUGAUAUGAAAAUACAUUUUAUUGUUAAUGCAUAA
This is a messenger RNA of Saccostrea echinata, 2674 nucleotides long. Its product is annotated as myotubularin-related protein 14-like. The transcript has 18 exons. The coding region runs from base 108 to 1940 and encodes 610 amino acids. Gene Ontology annotation, molecular function: phosphatidylinositol-3-phosphate phosphatase activity. NCBI's taxonomy places the organism in Eukaryota, Metazoa, Mollusca, Bivalvia, Ostreida, Ostreidae. Gene Ontology annotation, biological process: dephosphorylation. The record is from RefSeq and is a predicted model, not a curated record.